Pelobates fuscus (common spadefoot toad) is the source of this 2749-nucleotide messenger RNA. It is a transcript of the gene PYROXD1, whose product is annotated as pyridine nucleotide-disulphide oxidoreductase domain 1. The record is from RefSeq and is a predicted model, not a curated record. Bases 21 to 1493 code for a protein of 490 amino acids. The transcript is spliced from 12 exons. Gene Ontology annotation, molecular function: flavin adenine dinucleotide binding; oxidoreductase activity. Lineage: Eukaryota; Metazoa; Chordata; Amphibia; Anura; Pelobatidae.
CCCGGAACUGGGGGAGCAAGAUGGCGGCCGAGCUGGGCGGAUUGCUGGUGAUUGGAGGCGGAAUCUCCGGAGUGACCUGCACCGAGCACCUUGCAUCUCAGUUUCCUGCAGAAGAUGUGUAUCUGAUAACAGCCUCUCCGUUAAUUAAGGCAGUGACCAAUUUAAAGCAGGUUUCAAGGGUUUUGGAAGAGUUUGAUGUUACAGAACAGAUCAGCACAGAAUUGGAAAGACAAUAUCCAAAUAUUAAGGUGGUUCAGUCAGCGGUGAGCGAGCUGAAAUGUGAUGAGAAGAAAAUAAUCACUAAAGAUGGAUCUGAGUAUUUCUACAAAAAGCUGUGUGUUUGUGCUGGAGCAAAACCUAAAUUAAUUGACCAAGGAAACCCCUAUGUGCUGGGAAUACGCGACACAGACAGUGCGCAGGAGUUUCAGAGGCAUCUCGCCAAUGCCAGGCGGGUGGUGAUUGUGGGAAAUGGAGGCAUCGCACUGGAAUUGGUCUAUGAGAUCGAGGGCUGUGAGGUCAUCUGGGCCAUUAAAGACAAAUCUAUCGGAAACACUUUCUUUGACGCUGGAGCAGCACAAUUUCUAAUCUCACAGCUCAGAGCUGAUAAGGCAGCAACGUCUCUGACCUGCAAGAGAAGCCGUUACACAAUGGAUGUCCCUGCCAGCAGGAAUGACUCCUCGGUGGGCAGCGCUCUGGGUCCAGACUGGCACGAAGGGCUGAAGCUUAAAGCCACAGAGGAGUUUUCCCAUUGUGUUCAUGUAGAGGCUGAAUGUGAGGUGAAGCAAAUUUUUCUUCAAGAGGAGUUUAAAACAUUGAACAUGACCACAUUUUCUCCACCACACAAAGAUGGCAGCCGCACUCCAGACCCCACCUCGUGGCCGGUUUACGUCCAGCUAACCAAUGGAAAUACUUAUGGCUGCGACUUUCUAGUCAGUGCCACAGGAGUGGUUCCUAAUAUCGAGCCCUUCAUCUGCGGUAACAAUUUUGAUUUAGGGGAAGACGGAGGUUUGAGGGUUAAUGAGCACAUGCGUACAUCGCUGCCAGACAUAUACGCGGCUGGCGACAUCUGCACGGCGUCCUGGAAGCGAAGCGCCUUGUGGCAGCAGAUGAGAUUGUGGACUCAAGCCCGCCAGAUGGGAUGGUACGCUGCGAAGUGCAUUACUGCAGAUCUCCUGGGACAAGACAUUGAAAUGGAUUUCUGCUUUGAACUGUUUGCACACAUUACCAAAUUCUUUAAUUAUAAGGUAAUCUUGUUGGGAAAAUACAACGCCCAAGGGCUCGGGACCGACCAUGAGCUGCUGCUGAGGUGCACAAAAGGCAUGGAGUAUGUAAAAGUGGUUAUGCAGAAUGGACGGAUGAUGGGUGCCGUAUUAAUUGGGGAAACGGAUUUGGAAGAAACCUUUGAAAACCUAAUUUUAAACCAAAUGGAUCUUUCACAAUAUGGAGAAAAUCUUCUGGAUCCAAACAUUGACAUCGAAGAUUAUUUCGAUUAAAACUUGGUAAAAGCUGAACCCAGGUCAGAGGAAGAGAACAUGCUGCUGGAAUAUGGGAAAUAUUAUUUUAUUCUGUAAAUAUAGCAAAUAUUUCUGUUAAAAUGAUGAUUUUCUGCAUUAAUUAUAAAGUAUGCAUGUCAGCAUGCGAUGAAGAUCUUAUGUUUAUCUAGGACAGGGGUGACCAAAACGUAGAUGACCAUGGCUUUAAAACUCCCAUGAUGCCUUGCCAUUCUAAAGGCAUGCAAAGCAUCAUGGGGGGGUUGUAAUUCUACAACAUCUGGGGAUCUACCUUUUGGGCAGCUCUGAACUAGGAGGAGAUCGUGGAUACUGGGAGGUGUUGCACAGGAGCAUUCUGGGAAAAGAAACUGCAGUUUUCUGUGCUUAUGGUGGACAGCCAUGGGAGAUUCAGCUACAGAAACCAAAAUAAAGGUGAGAAAACUCAUCCAGCAAAAUAGAACCUCAAACUCCAGGGAUACAAAGGGACAAUGUUCUGCCUUGUUUAAUAAAUGGCAAAUAUAGAGGAAGGAACGGAAAACUAUCCUCUAAAAACGGGCAUUCACAAAUUAUAUAAAAUGCCAAAAAAGUAUCCAAGCAAUAUCACUCCUAUUCUGUGCGAACAGAAAAUAGUCCUAUCUGCCAGCAGUAAAAUUCUCAUAAGGAAAUCAUGAUCGUAAUCAAACAAAAACCUAGUCAUUUCUGUAGUGAGUAUUAGAUCCUAAUGGUUUGUUAGUAAUUGUAUUUAAUUCUGGAAUACUAUCUAAUCUCACAUACAGAGUGAUCGUAUUAACUUGCUGCUUCCAACGUCUCAGAUGGCCCCAGUAGACUGGAAAUGUUUGCCAAAUGACAGACAUAUUGAGCUUCUUUCUGUCCACAGGUAAAACUGGCCUUGGGCAUUCUGCACAAAGUCUGUUUGUUGUAGCCUUAUCUAAAGGUUUUCUAACCCAGAUCUCCAGAUAUGGUGAAAUAUGGACAGCAGGAACCCAUUCACUGACUCUUGGACGUUUAAUGUGUCCCCGAUCAAAAAAGACUCCGCUUUAUUAGGAAUAGUGGAACACUCCUCAUCUUUGGAAAAUGCAUCGGAUGAAACGUCUUCAACCAAACCAUAAUAAUCCUCAGAGUCUGAAUCAGACGAUUCACUGGAUGAAGUAUGAUAUGAAUCUGGUUUGCCUCCUCACGGUCAGAGGGUUUGUGUGAUUUAGACACACGUUUCUUAUGGUGAAAUAGUGAUUCUUUGAUUUUAUAUUGGUCCCUAUGUU